ACAAAAAACGACCAGCGAUGUCGGAGUGUGGCAGCGGACACGGCGGCGCCAUCGCCGAAACCGGCAGAGGAGAACCGCUCCUGUUGGAGAACGAGUCGGGAGACUCGUCGUGGAGACUCAAUGUGAAGGAGUUUCACUUGCCACGCAAAACUCACAACCAUGAUCAUGAUAUUCACCACCCAUCUUCCUUCACUUUCCGUGGCCUUCUUCGCAAACCCAAGAAGCAACGCAAGGUGGCAGAAUAUUACAAGAAACAGGAGAGGCUCCUUGAAGGAUAUAAUGACAUGGAUACUAUGACUGAAACGGGUUUAUUCCCAGGAAGUCUUACUGAGGAUGAAAUAAAGCAACUAGCAAAAAGUGAAAGACUUGCAGUUCAUGUGUCAAAUGCAGCUAACUUGGUGCUAUUUGCAGCAAAGGUUUUCGCUUCAAUUGAGAGCAGAUCAUUAGCAGUCAUUGCUUCAACCCUGGAUUCUCUCUUGGAUCUCUUGUCAGGCUUCAUAUUGUGGUUCACUGCCAAUGCCAUGAAAAACCCAAACCAUUUCCAUUACCCAAUUGGAAAGAAACGGAUGCAACCAGUGGGUAUCAUUGUUUUUGCAUCAGUGAUGGCAACCUUGGGAUUGCAGAUUUUGAUUGAGUCCGCCCGGGAACUUGUUUCAAAGUCUAAGCCUGAAAUGGAUCAUGAUAAGCUGAAAUGGAUGGUCGGGAUUAUGGCAUCUGUGACAGUAGUGAAGUUCAUUCUUAUGGUCUAUUGUCGAAGGUUUAAGAACGAAAUUGUCAGAGCCUAUGCCCAAGAUCAUUUUUUUGAUGUUAUUACUAAUUCAGUCGGAUUAGCUGCUGCUGUUCUUGCUGUCAAGUUCUAUUGGUGGAUUGAUCCAAUGGGAGCUAUUUUUAUAGCAUUGUAUACAACUAAUACAUGGGCGAAGACAGUAAUUGAGAAUGUAAGGUCGCUUAUUGGAAGGACAGCACCACCUGAUUUUCUGGCAAAGUUGACAUAUCUAAUAUGGAAUCACCAUGAAGCAGUUAAGCACAUAGAUACUGUCAGAGCAUACACAUUUGGUGCUCAUUACUUUGUUGAAGUAGAUAUCGUGUUGCCAGAAGACAUGCUUCUCAAUCAAGCACACAAUAUUGGUGAGACACUACAAGAGAAGCUGGAGCAACUUCCUGAAGUUGAAAGAGCUUUCGUGCACAUUGAUUUUGAAUUUACUCACAGGCCUGAACACAAGAUGAUGUUAUAGCUAUGCCAAAUGAAUGAUAGUAGUGAAAUGUUUUUAAUGGGUUAACCUUUGCUGAUUUUCUUUCUUUUGGUAAUUAUUGUAAACAAAUAACAAAAAGGGUUUUUCUUUAUGAUGUUAAUAGUUGCUGAUAC
This is a messenger RNA of Gastrolobium bilobum, 1366 nucleotides long. Its product is annotated as metal tolerance protein 9-like. Gene Ontology annotation, cellular component: membrane. Gene Ontology annotation, molecular function: monoatomic cation transmembrane transporter activity. Gene Ontology annotation, biological process: monoatomic cation transport; transmembrane transport. The record is from RefSeq and is a predicted model, not a curated record. Lineage: Eukaryota; Viridiplantae; Streptophyta; Magnoliopsida; Fabales; Fabaceae. The coding region runs from base 18 to 1235 and encodes 405 amino acids. The transcript is spliced from 6 exons.